This is a messenger RNA of Periconia digitata, 735 nucleotides long. Lineage: Eukaryota; Fungi; Ascomycota; Dothideomycetes; Pleosporales; Periconiaceae. The record is from the annotation of a GenBank genome assembly.
AAGCCCAACCUCAUCCUUUCAUAUCAUCCGAAUAUGGUCUCCCUCCUUCGUGUAGCGGCGUUCCUUUUCAUCGUGCCAGCCGCCUUGAGUGCGCCACCUCCAGCCCGGGGCCUGGAUGCCAACGUGGCACGCAACACAGGCACGCCAGUUCCCAUCAUCCGCGAUGGACAUUCCUGGAACGGUACUGCAAAGACAGCGAAUGGCACUCUCACCUACCAUCGGUUUGGAAGGGCACUGAACACGACGGAUACCGUUCUGAGCGGCCAUUCUCAGCCCCGCGACGGGCCUAGCUCAGGUGCCCACGUCGAAGGAGUAACCUGCCAAAAGGAAUUGAUGGACAGGCGCCCCGAAAGGAACAUUGAAGAUAUGGACCGCGCGGUUGAAUGUCUCAUCGAUAACGUCAACGGUUUGAAGAUCAUGGACGAGCAAUACCGCUGGUGCACUGUUGGAUAUGAGACCGCAUAUCUGUGCGUCUACGACAGAGAGUUGUACGACCCCGUUGAGUCCAUCCGCUCUUUCAUCAACGACAUUGAUAGAACGUGCGGGGAACACUACUACGGAUUCGAGCGAGUUCGGAUCAGUGAAUUGAUAUACCGUCCCAAGAGGGUGGUGUAUGCUGUGGGUCGUACGUUCGAUGGAGAACAUUUCUGCAAAAAGGGAUUCGCACCACGGCGCAACGACACUCACGUGCCCUCUGCUACUGAUCGACGAGUGUCUGGUGUACACUAUGAAUAG